AUGGCCGCACCCACCAGCCCUGUUUGUCGCUACAAGUUUACAGUCCUCUCCGGGUACUUCGUAGACUACCACCAAGUCGCAGAAAGGAGCCCUGGUGGGAAAGCAACGACGCAGCCUGGUCUGGGGCUCCUGGAUAAACCGUUUGGAGAUGAGACCAAUCAACCAGGUGCCAAGCCGUGGGAACGGUUCGCCGCCCACGUCAGUCGGCUCAACGCCGAGAGUCCGGAUGGCGUUGACUACAAGGUCGUAUACCUUACGAGACACGGACUAGGGUACCACAACGUGCAAGAAGCCAAGGUCGGGAGGGACGAGUGGAAUAGAUACUGGUCACAUCUCGACGGCGACGGGGUAGUGACAUGGCUCGACGCCGAGCUUGUCGACACGGGCAUCCAGCAGGCGAAAGAGCUGAGUGAAUUCUGGGCUGACGCCACGACCACCGAGAAGGUUCCCUUCCCGGAGUCCUUUUACACCAGCCCGCUCCGUCGGUGUCUCGAAACCAGCAGGCUCGCGUUCGGUGCCUUGGUCGAGGCCAAAGGCGAAGAGUUUCGGCCUCUCGUCAAAGAGGGACUGAGAGAACGCAUGACCGAUCACACAUGCGACGAGAGGAGCCCGAGGAAGUGGAUUGAGAGCGCGUACCCAAAGUACAUGUUCGAGCCCGGGUUCACCGAGGAGGAUCAGCUCUGGAAGGCCGACCGAUUCGAGACCGCGGAGGAGCAUGUUGCUAGAAAGCAGCAGGUCCUUGAUGAGAUAUUCUCAACGGACGCGAACCAAUUCGUGUCCUUGACGGUUCACUCGUACGCCAUUGCGGCCAUUCUCAGGGUUGGGGGGGAGGAAGAGUUCAGGGUGAGGGAAGGGUCAUCGAUUGCCUUGUUGAUCCGCGGGGAGAAGUCCGUGGCCUCCUAA
Colletotrichum graminicola M1.001 is the source of this 903-nucleotide messenger RNA. RefSeq names its product phosphoglycerate mutase. The transcript is spliced from 2 exons. Gene Ontology annotation, molecular function: phosphatase activity. The coding region runs from base 1 to 903 and encodes 300 amino acids. Lineage: Eukaryota; Fungi; Ascomycota; Sordariomycetes; Glomerellales; Glomerellaceae. Gene Ontology annotation, cellular component: cytoplasm. The record is from RefSeq and is a predicted model, not a curated record.